GACGCGAAACAUCUAUUUAGUAGCUGCGAUGGUUGUAAAGAAGAUACUAUCAUUGGACUGCGCUGGCACUGUUUAGAUUGUCCCAGCUAUGAUCUGUGUAGCAAGUGUUAUAUGAACGAUGUCCAUGAUGUCAAUCAUCGCUUUGAACGAUUCCACAAGAGUCGCGCCAAAGGGUAAGUUGCCAAACGAACAGGUCAGCGGCCUGUACGUCCAUGUAAACGGAUCGAUGUCAACAAUAUUCCAUUGUUUUAAAUCAACUUUAACUUCAUUAUCUCUCGCCAAAGAAACAAAACGUUAUUUGCCGUCAGAACCCGAUCAUAUAUAACUUUAAUAUGUCUUAUUAUGUAACAUCGCAUUAUCUAUUAAGUUUGGUUUCUUUCUCUUUUGUUGCUCUUUUUUUUUCAAUGAGAAUUGACUUCAAAUGGAAAAGGGUGAGCUCCAAGACGUCACGGUUCCUGUAGCGGUCCAGCCUCUGGACUCUAAUAGGGAUUUAAUAAUGUUUCUUGUGACUAAUUUUCUUACUUCAAUUUAACAACACUUUUGUGAGUAAUAAACCACUUUUAGUUUUAUUUUGUUGUUCGGAGGUAAAACUUAUGUUUUUCACCGGAAGAAGAUAACAACAGAAUAUCAGCUGAUAUUCUCUUGAAGAGUAUUAAUGAAUUAUAUAUAUAUUCAAUUGCGUCAUCUGAUGCAAAUUUACAGCAUCUGCGUUGGCAAAAGGCAAGGCGCCACUAAGCUUGAAGCCCGCGGAAUGUUUAAAGGAGCAAAAGUAACCAGAGGACCAGACUGGGAAUGGAAGGAACAAGAUAACCAACCUCCUAUGGAAGGCGAGGUAACUGAGGUCACCAACUGGAGUGACGAGACUAAUAAUGAUGCUGUGCGAGUCAACUGGAACAAAGGACCGAAGGAGGACAUUUAUAGAUUGGGAACAAAUGGAAAGGUGACAUGGGCAAAUGAAUUAUUGCUUUUUAUUAUUAUUAUUUUUUAUUAUUAUUAUCAUUAUUACUACUAUUAUCAUCGGUUUCAUAGUAGUAAUAAUAAUUAGUAGUGGUAGUAGUGAAAUCAAUUGAUUUUAAUUAUAAACAGGAUCCAAUUGUUUAAAGUUGUUUCCUGUUGACUUUCUCGCAACUAUAUCUUGAGAAUGAUUUCAUCUUUGGCACUCCUGACCCUAUUUUACAUCUUGAACAUCUCCUCAAGUCAUUUCAAGAAUUCUAUAAUUUAAUUCAAGCUCAGUUUGAGACUGGGUCUCUUCGGAAACUCUUGCAGUCAAAAAAUCCCACACAAUGGAUACCGAUUCUCUAUUUCUAUUUCCUUCUAACUGUAGGUUGACCUCAAGUGUACUUCGCCAGCUGUUGGAGGAUAUUAUUACAGAGAUCACUUACCACCGAUCAAAGUGCAGAUAAGAAAAUCCAAAAGUGGGUUUACGACUGGUGAAAAAGUCUACCUUCAGAAGCUUGCGGUAGUAAAGCUUCAGGAGUUAUCCGCUGGUCAUGGGGGAUGGAACGCAGACAUGGAAAGGGUUCGUUUGGGACUUGUUUUCACGGACUCAUAACACUUUCUAAACUCUUAAAAACGUUUUAAUGUUUAACCCUGAUUUGAGAUUCAGAAAUCGUGGAAAGCCUCAGUAUUCAAUUCCUAAUAAGGACACAUUGGCCCUCCCCUUUGGGUGUACGAUGUCCUUAGUCUUGUGCAUAUCCUCUUAUAUUUAAGCCAAUUUGGUGAAAUGUCGUUGACAACUCGCACUGAAGAAACUGUUUACUUGCAUCCACAGUACAUAGGAAAAAUUGGAGUCGUGCAAGAUUUCACAACCGAUGGUGACGUUGUUGUAGAGUAUCGCGACAGAAGUUGGCGUUACAAUCCAGCAGCUUUGACAAAGGUAAUGCCAACGCAACCAUUUGUCUCGCCAAGAAGUCCCUACUGACAAUUAGUUAACUAUAUCCUUGUUCUGAGAGAGCCCUUAUUGGUUUUUUUUUCAGUUGACGUAAACAUUGGCAUCAGGUAUAUUAGGAGUGGCUUGAGUGAUCAAGAAAUAUCCUACUUUACUUAAUUAUGUCAAAAUUUAUAUCGUUUGUUCAAAGUUAAAACACUUACAAUGUGUUAAAUUUCUGACUGCACACAAUGGACGCUAUGUGAUUAGUGAUAACUUAGAGCAUCAUCAUUCGAUUAACUGGCCAACAGGAAUCAGGGAUAUGGAGUGGGACGGGAAACAAUCCAAGAGCUAGCUAAUGGACAUUUCAGUGUCAUAUAUAUAUAUUAAACACACGAAUAAAGGGGUAAGUUUCUAAAGAAACCGUGGUGCUGCGUCGGUGGGAGAGUAUAGCACGAAGGGUUAACGCUCGAAACGUCAGCUUUUUUACCCUUUACGGUGGCUAAUUUACGUUUUCAAACUCAGUUGUUAACACUAAAUUACCUAUAUUAAACACACUUUGCUAUGCCUGAAGAGCCGCAACAGCGGUGAAACGCGUAGCGCAAAAGCAAAGUAAAAGUUAAAAGAAGACUUUCGUUUUUCAUUGGUUUUAGUAUAUAUAUUUAUAUAUAUUUCCUUUACCCAGAUACAAAAAUUUAAGCAAGGCGAUGAAGUCGUUGUUAAAAGUGAUGAGCACUUAGUGAAAGAACUUCAAAAAGAACAUGCAGGAUGGGACGAGUCUAUGAUAUCAGUAAGUCUAAUUUUUUUAGAUUAGUUUUAAUGUUUAUAUAUUUUAUGGUUUUUAGUUUGGUUAACAUUGUAGGCUUUCACUUGGAAGUAAACGCUAACUCUUGUGGGCAUGUGCGGAAGCUGAAAACUAAAAGAAUUUAAAGAAUGUAAACUAAAAGAAGCUAGAAGAGUAAACGAUAAAAGCCUCAACUCUGGAGCCAAUUAUACGUGUAUCUCCAGAAACUAUUGAAAAACUAAGCAGGUUUAAGAAAAAAUAAUAUGCUACUUUAUUCCAUUUGUAGAUCCUUGGUCGUACUGGAAAGGUAUUGGAAGUUGAUAGUGAUGGUGGUAUAUUAGUGUCAGCAGAAGGUACCACAUGGAUGUUGAGCCCGGCUGCUGUGACUUCUGUAACUGACCCAGACCCCCAGCAGUCAACUGCGUCUGGUGACAUGGGCAGCGAAGAUCCUUUAGGUACAAAGUUAUGGCACAAAAGUAUUGAAAGCCUCAGUAAAGAUGAACAAUCUAAGUCAAAAAGAGUAAAACCCCUGAAGCGCAUGAAAACCGAUUUGUUGAGAGGAUGUCUAAAGUUUUCUCGACCACUCACAAAGCGAGAUGAGCAAUUUAACGUCAUCUAUGUCACUCAACCGAAAACUGCCCCGAGAAAUGAGAAGAAAUAUUCCUCGACAGCACAAGUGAGAAGUAUUAUUCCGGAAAUUUGUCUCCUCACCAUUGCUGUCGACUUUUUUUCUUCAGGGCUUUUCAGUCUCCUUAGAGACUUCCAACGUCAAGCUCAUGAGCAGGAGGACCGCGGCCUUCUGAAUGCUGCACAAAGCGACGACCUCCUGAGACUCAAGGAAAUCUUGGAUGCUAACCCAGAACGGGUACUUUUUUUCUUACAUUCCUUUUACUUUUGCAGAUAGUAUUUACAAGUCUAAAAAGUUUUCUUAAAUCAAGGCAAUAUGAGAAAUAUGAGCAUAAGAAGAGAACUGUACAACUUAGGUUUUAGAAGUGAUAACGAAAAGUUUACUUUUAAAAACUUCUAGAAUCAAAUUUGAAUUUAAUUUGGUGGCGUUUUAGAAAAUUUGACAUGAUCGUUCGGUCUGCACAGAUUGAUGAGCUUGUGGGUGGUCACACAGCUCUUCAUGUGGCAUGUCACCAGGGACAUUGUGACAUCAUUAGAGAACUGCUUGAGAGAGGAGCUGAUAUGGAUGUACUGGUGAGUUAUAAUUUUUUUAUAAUUUUUUUUAUUAUUACUGUUAUUUUUUGUCCCGUUCAAAUUAUUGUAAUUGUUAGUGCUGCACGAGGAGCAUAACAAAGAGACUCAUGAGCGACAAGCUUAGGUUGUUAUUUUGGCAUGCUUGUAUUCUAUUUAUCUCAGUGUUUCAGAAGUGAGACUUCCCUAUUCAUAUACUUUUAUUAAUCAAAAUACAGGAUAAUCAGGGAUACACAGCCAUGCAUGUCUCUACUUACCAGUAAGUUGACAUAAAAAAGGUAAUUUUAAGUUAGCUAGUCAAACUUAUAAUUUGAUUCCGAGAUUACUUUCGGUUCGCUUUCCUGCACCAAACGAUUGCUUUCGAACACUUAGUCAUUCUCUCAGCCAAUUGAGUAGAAAAACAAAAAACCGAAAACCACUAAAAACGAAGUAACUUUGGCUGUGCUUAAAUUCGAAAGCAUGUGAUUGUUGUGCAUGUUCAUUCAUUCGCGAAGAUAUUAUUGUAUGUUCUGACUGGUUCUGAUAGCUUAACAUUUGGUUUUACGACACUUGCAGGAGCCAACGCAAACCAUCUGCAUGUUAUUGCUCAUUUAUCACAUAAACUGCGGUGUUAUACAGGGAUUUCCGACCCUGAGAAAAGCCGUAACAACACACGUCAAGAAAUAUCGUAUUUUUUUCACGUGUGUUGAUAUAGCCAGUCAGUUGCUGAUACGUCACUCGCCUUUGGCGUCACUCGCCUUUGGCGCCACUCGGUCAGGUCGAUGAAUGAACGGCAAAGCCUUCACGAUUCUCAAUACAAGGUAGUUUGUCGGAACUUUCUCAGAUUGUGGCGCUAAAUCACUGAAAAAUCCGUAUCGCUGACAGACAGAGUGGUUCAAACUUUUCUAGAAGGGGAAAAACCAAUAUACUAAAGGAAAAACGGAAUGUCACUUAUUCAGUGACUUUGAUGUUGGCAUUUCCUCGCGGCUGAGAAUGAAAAUCGACAACUGGAAGAUUUGCCACGGGCCGAUUUUGCCCGUUUACCCGAAAGACUUCUCCCGUCGGUAAGGACAAAGUCAAUAAAUGAGAAUUUUAUAAAUUGAAAAUUACGACCAUUGUUGUUUUUGUAAUCGUGAUUCAGCGCAUUUUUCCAUCUUAAGAGCUAGCGCCAACGCACUCUACAAUUGUUAUUUGGGAUUCUCGAUUCAUUUAUUUUCAUUCAUUAAUAAAAUCGGCUUUUCUUGUGAGUAAAGGGUUAUUGUGUUUAUGUGAUAAACAAAAUAAUACAUGUUUGGUUGUAGAUAUGGAAUUCUCUUCUUGUGUUCAACUUGACAUCUCACUCGUUCGCUACGCUAACUCGUGAGCUAUCGAGUUAAAACACUCGAAGAGAAAUUCCAUAUCUACGCGCACCCAUGUAUUAUUCCCUAUAUCUUUUUCCCUUUCCUUUUUUUCUCCAUUUUCAUUCAUCCGCCAAGAUAUUAUUGCAUGUUCUAAAUGGCUCUGAUUGCUUAGCUUUUGGUUUUACGACACUUGCAGGAGCCAACGCAAACUAUCUGCAUGUUAUUGCUCUUAAUUUUUUCCUUUAUGACAGUCACGUGAAAAUUCUUAGGAAAGCAGAAUAAGUAACCUCUUACGUUAAAGUAAAAUGCAAAAAUGCCCGAUGUUUUGUUGUACUCUUAUCCUUAUGAUCAUCCAGAGACGAAAGCGGUGAAGCACUGAAACUGUUACUGGAGAGAGGUUUUGACCCAAAUGUUCAACAUGGAAAUAAUAAGAGCACACCAUUACAUUCGGCUGUGCAAGAAAAAAACGAAACGGCAGUACAGAUCCUAACUCAGUGCCUUGAUUGUGACGUCAAUUUACAGGUUCGUUGGGUCCUUUGAAGAUAUCAGUUUUCCUUGGAAUACAAAUUCCCGAUUCUCGACUGUCCGACUAACUCAGCAAGCAUUUCACAUAUUACUAGGACGAUUUCGUUGCAAAAUUUAAAACUACAAUCCCCGUUGUUUAUUUGAAACGUACAAGAAAAGUCUACGACUGGCAGUCGGAAAGUCCUAAGACUCAACUGUUUUGGCUGUUGCACUGGACUAUUUGACGUUUGCACCCAUUCUUGUUGUUUUCAUCCCAGCAUUUUCGUGCUCAAAUACGCUGCUACCCAAGCUGCCAGUCGAUAAAACAAAGUGGAAAGGCACCAUGUGACUUCUAACAUUAAGCUUGACAAUUUUCAGAACGAGGCUGGUAAUACCCCUCUCCAUGAUGCCAUCCUUGCAGAACACCACAACAUGGUGGAUAUGCUGUUGGACUGCCCGAGAAUUUGUGUCACUCUUUGUAACGGAGAAGGUUUCAAUUAUCUUCAACUCGCUGUUUGGAAAGGAAAUAAACGGUAAAUAUGCCAAAUAUAAUCACAUCACUACUCAGUUAGACAGUUUAGUCAGAGUAAGGGUACGAUAGCCAAAUGAUUCAGGUGUACCCAGACCCAAGGCAUAGUUUUCAACAGAUCAUCGCAGUUCUCGAGGCGUCUGGGUCAUACUUGCUAUCAUAGGGAAUCUAAGCUUAUACGCACACUACGGUCUAACAUGAAGUUCAUAGUCUUCCUGAUCGUUAGAGUCGUUGAUCAUCACUUGGCCUGGUUUUCAUGAAAUGUUGAUAAUUGGGGCGAUGAGUGAUCAGGAGGAAGCCAGACUAAAUCUCAAUCACAAAGUAGUUGUUACGCUGUUACCUAACUUAAUCGCUCUGACAUCCAGUGUAUUCUAAAACUAUUGUGUCAUUUAUUUGCAGCGCCGUGGAAAGAAUUUUUGCCAAAACCGGGAAUUCCUUAAAUGUUGUAAAAGAUAAUGGGUUUACGACCCUUCAUAUUGCAGCAAUUAACGAUCAUCGUGAGAUAGCUAAGAUCCUUUUAAAAAAGGUAAUUUUAUUUUUGAAAAAAAAGUUUUAACGCCUUUUCCCGGUUUUUUUUUUUUUUGCGUGCGAGACUCCCUUUGGGGUUAAACUGCUUUAACAGAAUUGAAAGAGUGUCGUAUGUGUUCAAUCUCGGAACGGAAUACGACUUUCUGUGUGUGGUUAGUUUGGAUAUUCAACACUAUUUUUAAGUCUAUUCUCCCAUUGUAAAAAAGUAAGAAAAAUAGAAGCUCUCAUUUACGGUCAUUUCACUGCAAAAAAUUGAUUGCUAUAAGGCUAUAUUGCUUAGGCUCUUGCAAUAAAUGUAAGUUUUGCACCGGCACUGGCAAAAUGGUCCAUACCACCGAACGGAUAUCCUUGUUUUCCGCACAUUGUUAACCAUACCUUUUCCGUUUGAGAUGCUACCAGUAUAUCAUAUAUAUAGUAUAUGAAAUUCCGUUAGGAUGUCCUCUCCUGGCCAGAGAAAGGGGCUAAAUUCAGUUUCCUGCUUUAGAACACAACACAGUGACCCCGGCAGAUAUCAAUGGUAAACAACGCGGGUCUAGAGUCCAGACUGCUAACCGUCAGGCCACUGCGUAUUCUUGUUCUCUACAACUUUAACAGAAGUUUACAAAACCAGUAAAAUAAUGAAUCUGAAUUCUUAUUGAUAAACAUAUUUUGAUAGUGAGACGAUAUUUUUUAUCUAACAGCCGGGGUGUGAGGUGGAUGCUCAAAACCCUCACAAUCAGUCGGCACUUCAUUUAGCCGCCAAUGAAGGAUACUCAGUCAUGGUAGAAAUGUUGUUGGACUAUGGAGCCAAUGUGAACUUGGUGGAUAAUCACGGAGAUACGGCGCUUCACAUCAGUUUAAUGAUGGAACACGUACUACAGAGAAAUCCGGAAGUAAUGGUAACUAAGUAGCUUUAUAAAAUACCGUGCUGUGAGCCUGUUCUAGCAUUCAGUCAGUAAAUCAAAACUCGAUAGUAAACAGCGCCGUGAUCCUGGAGGAGUGAAGGGGUCAGGUCAAGCAUACCUUAGCUAUUUCACUCCUCCGCUACUAUGAAGUCUUUGGCCAUUACGCUCUGGUUUGCCAACUGAACGCCUGGAACAGGCCAACAAGCUGUCGAAGGUGACACUGUAUAUAUUAUCUCUCUUUUUCUCCCCUUUAGCGUGAUAGGAUUAGUAAAGUAAAAUAGUCAUAGCAUGGUUGGUUAUGCAUGUGUCGUUGCUUUUACCAAGAAGUUUAAAGGAAACUCAAAUGUUAGCUUAUGUGUUGUUCACAUCGGUUUAGACAACAAUACUGUUGUGAAGUAAAGUUACUAUUAUUUUCUUGCUUCAAGCGCUGCUGCUUUCUAACUUCGUGAAAACGACUAAGCGAGGAACGUAGAUAGACAAAUAAUUUCUACUAUCAGCCACACCCUUUGAGAAUCCUCCACCCGGUUAACUUUGCUAUGGCUUCACUGUAGUACACCGAUCUCAAAAGGGUUCUCACACUGCCUGCAAUUAGUACAAUUGAUGUACAGGGAAAGUUGAUCAAUUGGUUCUUUGUUAGUGUCUUUGGCCUUCUACACUGAAUGGUGAUGUUUUAUUUUAGUCUGGUCUGGAGUUACUACUUGGAGUACGAAAGAGCAGUGCGUCCUUUGUCGCUGUAUCACGCUGCUUGUUGAGCUAUGGAGCUGACGUGUGGAAAGUCAAUGGUUCAUGGGAAACACCGCUGACCAGAUGUCGAGGAUCAGAAGUUGAGCAACUCAUUCGGAAGAUUGCAGCCUGUGGACGGUAUUCAAAUGCUUUUGCGUAUUUUUUUUCUUAA
Pocillopora meandrina is the source of this 8507-nucleotide messenger RNA. NCBI's taxonomy places the organism in Eukaryota, Metazoa, Cnidaria, Anthozoa, Scleractinia, Pocilloporidae. The record is from the annotation of a GenBank genome assembly.